AUGCCGUCGGCCGCGCUGCUGCUCUGGGCGCCGCUGCCGCUGCUCGCGCUGCCCGCCGUGGCGGCGCUGCCCGGCCUGGCGCCGACGCUGCUGCUGCUGCCCGCCGCCUUCCACGCCACGUCGCACGCCGUCGCCGCCUGCCGCGCCACGCUCCUGGCGCGCGGCUUUGCCGGGCGCGACCUGCUCAAGCCGCACCGCCCCGAGCUUGUGCCCGAGUCGGCCGGACUGCCGGCGGCGGCGACGUACGUGCUGCUGCUCUUCUGCUUCAUCCCCUUCAAGUAUGCGCGCUCCGACGUGCACGACCUCGAGGCGCGUGCCGACGGCGCCUGGCAGGGGCAGAUUGGUGGCCGCUCGGGCUUCCCGCACCACGAGCUCUCGCUUUACCUCUGCGCACUGCUCUCCAUCCUCUCGUCUGUGCUGCUCGGCUGGCUCGACGACAUCUUCGACAUCCGCUGGCGCCUCAAAAUGCCAAUCCCACUCGUCGCGAGCCUGCCGAUGCUCGUCGUCUACCACGCCGGCGGCGGCGGCACCAGCGUCGUUGUGCCUGGCUGGCCGGGCUUCCUGCGCGAGCUUCUCGGCCGCGUCAUUGAUCUUGGGCCGCUCUACUACGUCUUCAUCUCGAUGCUCUCCACCUUCUCGGUGCACAGCAUCAACAUCCUUGCCGGCAUCAACGGCGUUGAGGUGGGGCAGGCCGUCGUCAUUGCGGCCAGCCUGUGCGUCAACUCGGCCAUGUACCUCGACCCGCGCGCCGGCGAGCCGGGCUCGUGGGCGAGCAAGGAGCUGCGCGACCGCCACCUCUUCAGCCUCAGCCUGCUGGUGCCGUUCUGCGGCUGUGCGCUUGGCCUGCUGCGCUGGAACCGCUUUCCCUCGCGCGUCUUCGUCGGCGACACGUGGUGCUACUUUGCCGGACAGGUGCUGGCGUGCGCCGGCGUGCUGGGCCACUUCAGCAAGACGCUGCUGCUCUUCUUCAUUCCGCAAGUCUUCAACUUCCUGCUCAGCUGCCCGCAGCUCUUCGGCAUCGUGCCGUGCCCGCGCCACCGCGUGCCCAAGGUGCACGCCUCGAGCCUCGCCCUGUAUCCCUCGCGCGCUUUACUGAAAGACGCCAAGCCGUCAGCCAAGCUGUCAGCGCUGCGGCGGCCCAUCCUGGAGCUCCUGCAGGCGCUGCGCCUCGUGCAGCUGGAAUACGACAAGCGCGGGGCCAUCACCAGCACGACGAACCUGACGCUCAUCAACGCGCUCCUCGUCUUCGCGGGCGUGCGCGGCCCGCCUUCGCUGCCUGCCGACAGCGCAGACGGCGAGGGAAAGGAGGCCGCCGCAGAUGCAGCUCCCAGCGGCCCGCGCAUCACCGAGCCGACGCUGUGGGGCCUUGUCAUGGGCACGCAGAUCGCCGGCAGCCUGCUCGCCUUUACGGUGCGCUACUGGCUCGCCGGCGUCGUCUUUCCCGUCCAGUAGAGUUGUCAUCCGCCCAGACAGAUGCUCAAUAGAGGUGUAUUUUGCCCGGCCCUAG
This is a messenger RNA of Tilletiopsis washingtonensis, 1507 nucleotides long. RefSeq lists its product as hypothetical. Lineage: Eukaryota; Fungi; Basidiomycota; Exobasidiomycetes; Entylomatales. Gene Ontology annotation, molecular function: UDP-N-acetylglucosamine-dolichyl-phosphate N-acetylglucosaminephosphotransferase activity. The transcript is spliced from 6 exons. Bases 1 to 1452 code for a protein of 483 amino acids. The record is from RefSeq and is a predicted model, not a curated record. Gene Ontology annotation, biological process: dolichol-linked oligosaccharide biosynthetic process; protein N-linked glycosylation. Gene Ontology annotation, cellular component: membrane.